UUUCUAAACGAUUGGCUUGGGCAAAUGUCAUUUUGACAGUAAAUUGUCAACAAAUUAUUGUGAAAAUGGCGACUACCGGAGUUGGUUUUCGAUGGUUAGAUUUAUUAGAAAAGGAAUUCGACAAAGCAUGUGUCGAGUUAGACACCUCUUUAACAGAGUUGGAGACGGAAGAGCCGGAGGUGGUGUUUGUGUCGCGUCAAAAGAUCGCCACCCUCAGCUCCUGUUUUGCACAACUCACACACAAGGCGCUUACAAUAUUUCAAAACAGUGCCAAAAUAGAGGCUGAACUCGUCGACAUGAGGGCCGAAUUGGUGCAAGCAAGAGCCGCUUCAGCAGCAUCUGAAUGUUCAGGUGGAUGCCAGGAAAGCGGUGACGCCGCCGGGAACGUGACGGACGCGGCGCGAGCGCGCUCCGAGGCUGCACAAUUGGCGCGGGAAAACGCGGCGCUGAGGGAAACUGUGCUUGCACUACAUUCUGAACUCUUCGGAGCUAGACUGGCCACAAAGUACUUGGACAAGGAACUAGCGGGUAGGAUACAACAGUUGCAGCUACUCGGCAGGGACAUGCGCGCUGAAUUACGAGAUUCGCUCUGGGCUCAGGUGGAGGCGGAGAUCCUGGUGCAGCGGCACAAGACGCUGGUGCGCGUGUGUCGCGGCGCGGGCGCGGGGCGGGCGUGCGGGCGGCCGGGCGCGGCGCCGGGCUGGCCGGGCGGCGCCGCCUCGCAGCCCGCGCGCCCGCUCGCACGCACCGUGCGCGUCCGACGCUCGCCACACCUCGGGCUCGGCAUCUCCGUCACUGGUGGCCGGGAGCAUGGUGUGCCGAUCCUGAUCUCCGAGCUAGAGGCAGGCGGGCCCGCCGCACUGACGGGAGAGCUCUAUGUAGGGGACGCCAUACUCGCCAUCAACGACGUCGACCUCACGCAGGCGUGUCACAAAGAAGCGGUGCAGGCGUUGCAGAGUGUGAAGGGAGACUGUGCGCUCUGCGUGCAGUUCAUCGCCACCGAUGAUGACGACCGGCUGUCGGAAGAUAAUUAUAGGUUCCCCCUGUACCCGGAGGACGGCGAGGUGUUUGGCGGCGAGCAGGACGGGUCGGGCGCCACGCCCACCGCGCCGCGCACUCCCGACUAUAACAGACGCACAUCAGACGCGGGCUCUGGCAGCGAGAGCGAGUCGGAGCCGUACCGCGUGGCCCCGCCGCCCGCCAACUACCCCGACUACAACAACAUCAACAACAACCUCAACAUACUCGACAUGGACGACGACUCCAUCAAGAUCGAGGCCAGGCUUGAGGCAGUACCGAGUAAGAGCGGCGUGUGUUGGCAGUGGGGGGGCGCCGUGGGGGCGGGGGGCGCGGCGGGGGCGCGCGCGGGCCGCGGGGGGCGCGCCGUGCUGUCGUCCGCGGACUCGGCCGCGUCCACGCCGGUGCACGCGCGACCCAACGCACUCAAGAAGAAACGCAAGCCGCAGACAGAGUGCCGUAUAGAAACCUUCCUCGUGUUGGACUGGCGUACUAAGGGUGCGUAUAGACCGGUGGAGUUAGAGGCACCCUCCUCGGACGAACCUCUAACGGAAGCACCCUGCGAUAACCUGCCAGUCUCCGAUGGAGUACCAGAGUCUCCCAUAGCACCAGCCCCGCCGCAGAUAGUGCAGCCACUCAUCGACAUUGAACCCAAAGACACCAAGCCAAGCAAACCGAACGGCGACGUCAAACCCCUCAGAAGAGAAUCUAAAGGAUUUAGGAUAGGGUCCGCGCGGAGGGUGACCGAGGGCGCGCCUCUAACGAACGGUGAAGUGGAGCGAGCCAAGUUCCCGCCGCGGCUGCUGGCCGGCGACGGGGACCCCGACUUCGGGACCCCCGUGUGAACGACACGCAGCCCCCACGCAGCGCCCACGCAGACCCCACGCAGCCCCACGCUCAACACGAGACGCCCCGCUGUGAGCUGCCGCGGACCCCACGUCCCAGUGCGCUAGUUCACGACAGGGCCGUCGAUCGACGUACUUAGUAUUAUUCGAUCUCACUCUGCGUGCGUGUAAUGGCCUAUCGAAUUUAGAUAUAACAGUAUUCCCUCUUUUACGCCGAAGUGAUGUCUGAUUUUGAGUGCUUAUUUUAUUUUCCGCGUAUAUUACGACUGAGGGAGUAGUUGACGCGUAGAGAUGCGCUCGGUCGCUUUUGUGUGUCGAUAAAGAUAGUGAUCAUGAAAUUAGUUCACUAACCAACUGUUUGGAUCUCUAAUCGCGAACAUUACCAUUGAGUUUAAACAUUGCCAUUAUUAUGAGUUUGAGAGUUCAACUACUACCACUUUAGUUUGCUGGUCAAAGUUGAUUUGACUUAUUGGAAAUUGUACCCUUAUUUAUUUCAUAUUUAUAAAUUAGCUAAUAUAUAAAAUUCUAAUUUGAUGUAAAAAUGCACAAAGCUGUUAUUGCCAACGAAAUAUUGAUGGAUGAUGUGAUUAACAGCUCGUUAAUGUGUGAUCCUCACACACGUUGACAUACGCUAAACAAGAACUAAUCGGACAUUAAACACUGUCAUGUUGCCAACGAAUAUAGUCUAUGUCUAACUAAACUAAAAUGAGGUUCAGCGUGAUUUACGACAACAAACGGAAUGCGUUAGCUAAUGCUAUGUGAAACAUUUGAUUGGUGCAUGUACUACAUUUUAUAAUUCCAAAUAAAAAUUCGAAUAAAUCAUCCAUCUUCGGGUAAAUAACAGUCUCUAUGUACUAUUUGGAAGAGAAGUUUAUACAAUAAGUAUUUAGAUAAUUUUAACAAUCUCGUGUAAGGCUUGCGAGCCUGAUUUACUACAGUUUAUUUUCGUUGUUUUGUUUAUUUUUGUAUCAUUUUGUGUACAUAUAGUUUUAGAUUUAAUUUGUAUAUUUAUAUUUUGAUAUAUUUAAAAUAAAGGAAUAUGUAUAAAAGUUAGAGCAAAUUAAUUAAAUUCAAAUCAAUGCGACGACUGAAUAAUCAUCAGUAUCGGUUUGGUACAUUCCUAUUAAGCUUUUUACGUGUGUAUGUUAAUUGACAAGUGAGAAAAGAAUAAUUAAUACAUUAAAGUUAUCGCGUUUUACUCAAGUAAUGUCUUUGUAUCUGCUAUUUUACGUGGGUAUAAAAUCCGCUGCGACAUUUAAUACGUGGAACGGUCUAUGUUGAGUAUAAUUAUAAUACAUAUCAGCACGGCUCGCUGAGCGUAAAGACUAACUGACAACUGUCUAGUGAUCUGGACACAUGCCAAUAAUAUUUCCGCACAAUAAACACGCAACUGUGUGUGUGCCCACACACAGCUAGAUAAACAAUUAAAAUUAGAAUAUUUUAAAAUAAAUAUGUGUUUUACGAUAAUUAUUUACUGGUAUGGCCAUUGAACUUUAGUCAAUUUUAAAGAUUAAUGAUAGUUACGCGACUAAUUAUAUCAUCAUACUAAUUGGUUAAACGAAUCCGUUAGUAUUUGUUGUGUAGUUUGUCACGCAUGCACACGUACGGCGCCGUGUCAACGUCUCUUUACUCGUAAUGUUUUUACAAUAGAAUUAUGUAAUGGCUCAUAGAUUGAAUAGUGUCUCGCUAGACCGCAGUCAAGUCAAUGACAUGCACGUGAUCUUAUAUAUUGAUAGGUAGACAGUUUUAAUAUGGCUGCAUUUCACUCACUGUUGAGCGAAUUGCCGCGCUACUUUGUAUAUUAAUCUCUGUACAAAUAAGGACAUAUUAACGAUUGAUUAAAAUUUCGUUUAUUAUACUGUUCCGAAAGAAAACUUCUAGAAACCUUUACUUUUAUGACACUCAUGGAGCUAUAGGAUUGAUAUACUUUAUUUAUUAUUAAUUUAUUAAUGAAAUUAGCUUUUAUGUACCUAUGAACAUUCCACGCCUGCCCAUGUGUCGCAUUAUAAUAAUUUGCUGCGAUUAUAUAUAUUUUAUUUUAUAUACGAAGACAAUAUGCCUAUGUAUUAUAAACAAACGUAUUAAAUUUUAUUUAAAAGUAA
Spodoptera frugiperda (fall armyworm) is the source of this 3964-nucleotide messenger RNA. RefSeq names its product Golgi-associated PDZ and coiled-coil motif-containing protein. Lineage: Eukaryota; Metazoa; Arthropoda; Insecta; Lepidoptera; Noctuidae. Gene Ontology annotation, molecular function: transmembrane transporter binding. The transcript is spliced from 15 exons. Gene Ontology annotation, biological process: negative regulation of protein localization to cell surface. The record is from RefSeq and is a predicted model, not a curated record. Bases 66 to 1862 code for a protein of 598 amino acids. Gene Ontology annotation, cellular component: Golgi apparatus; trans-Golgi network transport vesicle; membrane.